Messenger RNA from Alnus glutinosa, 1999 nucleotides. RefSeq lists its product as uncharacterized. Bases 422 to 1432 code for a protein of 336 amino acids. The transcript is spliced from 3 exons. NCBI's taxonomy places the organism in Eukaryota, Viridiplantae, Streptophyta, Magnoliopsida, Fagales, Betulaceae. The record is from RefSeq and is a predicted model, not a curated record. Gene Ontology annotation, cellular component: cytoplasm.
AUUCUGUUGAAACUUUGAGAAGUAGUUUGGUGUUGGCCGAAUAGUCAGAGGUUGGAGGAUUGUUUGACGCGGCACGUGUCUAUACCCUUUUGCUGUUAGUCUAAAACUAUGCCGUUUUACACUAACAGCAUCUAUGCUAGAAGCCGGAUCCAGAUCGCCUCUCUUUUAAUCUUGACCACCAAUUCCUAAGAAGCUACAUUUAUGAGUAGCACUAGUUUUUUCUUCCCUUUUCUUACUUUUCUGAGUUUUCGCUAUACCUUCAUCUUCCUCAGUAACCCUAGUUUCCACCUUCAAAUAUUGCACUCCUGAUUUUACUCCUUAACGUUUUGAUUCCUACGUACGUUUGCCUCUACUUUCACCUGUUUAUAGAAGGAACUCAUUUUUAAUAUUAGAGAUUAAAAAUCUUCUAAUUUAUGCAAAAAUGAAGGAAGAAGAAGUGAAUCGAUGCCAGAUUCUGGAGUGGUACCCAAAAUUUAAAUCUGUCUCCAUUAGAACCCAAAUUCAUGAACUUCCUGAAUCCUUUAUCCAAUACCUUCUUGACGAUGCUGGUCCCUUCCUUUUACCUGUUUCUAUCUAUAAUGAUGAUGCCCUACCCAAUAGACUCCAUAACCCUGAAGAGGAAGAAGACUAUCAGGUAUCAGAAGGAUCUGGAGAUGAGUCGGAACAACCUUCGCCACCCCCAUCUUUCCCAGAACUUGAAUCGAAGAUUAAGGACUCAAUUGAAUCCCUUGGUGGUGCAGUCUUCCCCAAGUUGAAUUGGAGUGCACCAAAAGACUCUGCUUGGAUUAGCACAACUGGGAGCCUCCGAUGCGCUUCGUUUAGUGAGAUUGCACUCUUGCUACGGUCAUCUGAAUCUUUGAUCCAUGAUUUAUGUCAUGCAUAUGAUUCAUGCAGUGAUAAGUCCUCAUCAAGACCGCAUAAUUUCUUCCUUGCGCUCCGCAAGUGGUACCCAUCCCUUAGGCCAGAGAUGGAAUUUCGUUGUUUUGUACAGGGUCAAAACCUAGUUGGAAUUUCCCAACGUGAGGUGACUACUUUUUAUCCUAUUCUUCUUGAGAAGAAAAUUAUUCUUGAGCGGUUGAUUCAGCAAUUUUAUGAGGAUAAUGUGAGGCUGAAAUUUGAAUCGGAAAAUUACACAUUUGAUGUUUAUGUUACAAAGGAUGAGCGGAUUAAGGUAUUGGAUUUCAACCCUUGGGGUGCAUUUACAUUGCCGCUGCUGUUUGAUUGGGAGGAAUUAGAGCAGAAUAUUAGGGAAGAAGGCAAUGAUGUGGACUUUAGAAUUGUGGAGAGCCAGUGUGCUGUUAGGCCUAGUUUGAAGACAGCAGUGCCAUAUGAUUACUUGGACACUGGCCCUGGAAGUGGUUGGGACCAAUUUCUGAGGAAUGCUGAUGAGGUGUUGCAGCGGCAGGCCAGGUCUUAUGAAGCAGGUGCUUGAGGUUUUUAUUGCCUUGAUUCAUGAGACUAGUGUUGCAGUUUCACAGGAAAACAGCCGAUGCUCUGUGUUUGCUGAGUUGGUGCCUUGGCAUCUUGGGGGCUAAGAAGCAAGAGCCUGCAUCCUCAUCAACUGCUGGACCUUCCAAACCCAAAUAAAGGGUGGAAGAAAGAAGAGAUAGAUCCAAUAUUUUUUGAAUUCACAAAGACAGCGCCAAAAGAAACCAAAAAAGAAAAAAUCGAUACUGUAACUAAGAAGAAUUUUCCUUUUUGACAUCCAAAGCCCUGUGGGUAAGCAUAGAGUGCUGUUAAAUAAGGUUCCCGAUGGAUUGAGACAGAGCAGUUAAACUGCAGAACCUUUUAUUUGGUUUACCUUUUCGAUCUGGUUUUUUUGGCACAUUUUUGUUACAUGCUUGGACUAGCCCGAGUGCUCAACUCUGUUGUGUAAGCUAUUCCUGGCUUGGGCAAGCACUGGCUGCAGCUUGUCAUCUGGUUGAAAGGUUAUUUUCUGUUUUUUUCUCAAAAAUAAUUCUCAGAUACAAAAACAAAAAUAAAUUUGCCAAACGAGCUC